Messenger RNA from Polistes dominula (European paper wasp), 1270 nucleotides. RefSeq lists its product as uncharacterized. Gene Ontology annotation, molecular function: nucleic acid binding. The record is from RefSeq and is a predicted model, not a curated record. Gene Ontology annotation, biological process: DNA integration. Lineage: Eukaryota; Metazoa; Arthropoda; Insecta; Hymenoptera; Vespidae.
UCUGUGUAUUUGUCUGUCUAUCAACUUCGGCCGCUCAUCUCGAUGUCGUUUCAGACUACUCAGCCGAGGGCUUCAUUGCAACUUACAGACGCUUCACCUCAAGGUGGGGUGUCCCGUCAGACCUCUACGCUGAUUGUGGCACCAACUUCUUGGGCGCUGAAGUUAAGCUCAUGCAAUGUUUCUCAGAAAGCUCUUCAGGACAUCGGCAGUUCUCUUCUGUGCUAGCUCAGGACAAAACACAGUGGCAUUUCAACCCGCCUGCAGCUCCCCACAUGGGUGGGAAAUGGGAAGCAGUAGUCAAGUCUCUGAAGUUUCAUCUCAGAAGAUCUGUCGGAGACACACUGCUCACGUAUGAGGAGACUUCCACACUCCUCGCUCAAAUUGAAGCCAUUCUCAAUUCCAGACCACUCGAACCGUUAAGCGAUGAUCCAGAAGACACCUCAGUGCUCACACCAGGGCACUUUCUCAUCGGAACGGCACUCAACGCUGUUCCUGAAGGCUCACUAUUAGACAUCUCAGCAAGUCGGCUCUCCAGAUGGGAGUUCAUCCAGCAACGAGUUCAACAUUUCUGGCGUAUGUGGUCAACUCAGUAUUUACAACAAUUACAAGCCAUCUCGAAGUGGCAUCACGCUCACAACCAGAUUAAGGUAGGUUCACUCGUUCUCCUUACUGAUGAGCGUUUGCCUCCAGGAAAAUGGCCCAUGGCUAGGGUGCUCAAAUUGCUGCCAGGGGAGGAUGGACUCACCAGGGUGGUAUCGCUGAAGACGGCUACCACAACACUCACCAGGCCGAUCACCAAGCUUGCAGUCCUCCCAGUAGCCCCUCAGAAGACAGCAUGAGUCAUCAUCAACUUCGUUGCUGAUGGCGGGCGGAAAUGUUUGGGAUUUAAUCUGCCCAAUGAGAACUCGCGACAGUUGUCGCUCAAUGCAGACUCGCCAUAACUCAUCUCGGCGGUUGAAGAAGCACCGUGACGCCGGCUUCUCAGUCAGUCAUCUCUUUGUCAUCGCAUAUACAACACGUGUCUUCUCAUAUUGUUCUCUACAACUUGUUCCAACCGCACGUGUCUUCUCAACUUUGCAUACGUCUUCUCAAAAAGUACAAGUUCGGUGGGAUUAAUAUAAUCUUCAUCGUCCGGAUCUUAACUGAUUAAUAUAAUCAGGCCGUCUCUAGUCUACUCAUUGUGAUAUUCUCUGUGUAAAGCUCGGAACGUGGUUCGCUCAACGGCUUCUCAUUUUGAAUCUCAACCGACACGCGGUGUACACGUACGAAU